AUGAAGAAACCCGUAAAAUUGUUUAAUAAAAAUAGAAUCAUAUCAAAUUCUGGGGAAAGCACAUCACAGAACAGUGGAGAGCAAUUAGCCCCUGUAGUAGAAGAUCAUAUGACUAGGUUUUUAAAAUGGAAAGUUGAACGCGAAAAAUGCAGAAAGAUUGAACAAUAUAAAAGAAAGCCACCCUUUGUAAUUGGAGUUGUUCAUCACAAAUUUUAUUCUCCAAUUGUGAUACGUGGAAAGGCACAUAAUCAAGCUGCACCCAUGCAUUUGGUUUCUCCUAAAAAAAGAGUUACAAAAGCAACAGAGAAAAGAUUAAUGAAUGAAGCACUUACACAGAAAGUAACAAAGGGUUCUCUUAAAAAUCCAAAUGUUAUAAAUAAACAAAAAAAGUGUCAGAAAGAGGAUGAACAGUCUGUUGCUCUUAUUGAUCGCAAAUUCAGAGCUUCAGGUAGGUUGCUUCAUGUACCUUUAUUUGGUAGAGUAGUCAUACAAAAUACACCUGUUAAAACAAACAAGCUUAAGUUUUCCUCCUCAAGAAAGUCAAGGGUAAAUAGAAAAAGUAACAUUGCAAUAUUUAAUGUAAAACCAGUUAAUAUUAAGGAGAAUGAUACAUCACUUAAUGACAAAAAAAGUCAUACUGAUGAUUCAGAAGAAACAUUCAAUUUUUCUAAUAAUAAUAGUAAUAAUAAUGACAACAAGAUAAAAUCUGGUGAUGAAAAUGUAGUACAUAAUAGUGGAGAACAUACUGGUGAAGAACAUAAUAGUGAAAAACAUAGUUAUGAGGAACAAAAUAGUGAAAAACAUAGUAAUGAAGAACAUAAUAGUGGAGAACAUAGUACUGAAAAAUAUAAUGAAGAAGGGCACAGUUACACUAAGAAAGUACUUUCUUCCUCAAAAAAUAUCAUAUCUGCAUCAUUAAAAUCUGAUUCUCCAGAGAAACUAGUUUUCUUUUCACCUUACAUAGUUUCUAGUUGUGGAAAAAGCAAUGCUAGGAAAGAACAAUUAAAAUGUGGUUUCAGUCUUGAUCAUUCAUCAAGUGAUGUCACUCCUACAAAACAUACUGUCAUGAAAAAUUUAAAUAUUUCAGUUGAAGAAGGGGAUCAUACUGCACAAUAUUUUCAAUUUUUUUUAAACAAAGAAAUAACCAGAUUAAAUGAAUUAUGUAAAACAUGGGCAGAAAUUAAAAUAAAAUCUGAAACUACAGAGGAUGGGCAGUAUGAAAUAAAUCAAGCUAUUGGCCAAACAAAUUUAUUAUUAAACAAAAAGUUCGAAAGAUGCCGUGAAUUAGUUGCUGAUUGUGAGACAGGAAAAGGAAAAAUGUUAGUUACAUGUAAAGAUUUGCAAGGAUUAUGGGAUAUGUUGUAUAUGGACAUAAUGAACUGUGAUUCACGAUUUGAAAAAUUACAAAAACUUCGUUCACGAGGCUGGAAGGAAGAACUACCUGUUGACAAACCCAUCACUAAAAAUAGAUCUAUUGUAAGAAAGAAUGUUUUAUCUACAAAAUCAAGUUUUAUUAGAGUUUUCUUGGCAGAGAAGAAAGAAAAAAUGGCACAAGAAAUGAGAAAUAACGACGAUACGAAGGAAGUUGAAGUUAGAGAUAAUCGAAUUCUGAGUAAUAAAUACGAAACAAAUGAAAGCUCUAAUAUAAAAUAUAAAAUAAGGGAAUCUAUGUGUAGUACUCCCAAUGAAAAAGAUUAUGCACCUAUUGGACAUGAUAAAAGAUUAAGUCUAUUGAAAAAGGUACAUUUGUCUGAAACAUCAAAGAAGGUAAAGAGUCUAUUAACCAUAAUAAAAGUAAGUCAAAUGUAUAAAACAUCAAAGGUACACUUGGAUGAUACAAUAUCUUGUGUUAAUUCUGAUCAAACACCAGAAAAAAGUAUAUUGAAGCCAACAAAGAGUAUAACUAUACUAGAAUCUCGUAUAAAGUUAAUAAAUAAAGUUAAUUUUAAUGAUCGUGUAGUUUUAAAUGAGGUACCAAUGGAUGAAGAAAUGCAGACAAAAAUGGAUUUGGCAGUAAUAUUAUCAAAAACAGAUAGUUUUAACUUGGACAGCCCUGAUGAAAUAACAAUUAAUGCAGAAAGAAAACUUGCUUUUGAUGAUAAUAGUUCUGAAGAAUCUGAAAUAGAUAUCAGAUAUUUUAAAUCGAAAAAUUCUACAAUUAAAAAUAUUAGUCCAACUAUACAAGUACCACCUACAACACAGUUACUAAGACCAGAAUUGGAUAAAAAUCUUGGUAUACCAUUACCAAGGAGAAGUUUAAGAAGACAAAAUGCACUUGUUGAAAGGAAUGAGAUUUUGUAUAAAACUUCACCAUUAGAAGAAAUUACAGAUGAUACAAAUUUAAAUACAUUAAAAAAAAAAUUACAAAAGCAUGUUUCUAUAAAUGACAAACAAGAAAUAAGUGAACAUGAUGAAAGUAUAGAAUUAAAAGAAAAUCCUUAA
This is a messenger RNA of Habropoda laboriosa, 2442 nucleotides long. RefSeq lists its product as uncharacterized. The transcript is spliced from 3 exons. Gene Ontology annotation, biological process: signaling. The record is from RefSeq and is a predicted model, not a curated record. Lineage: Eukaryota; Metazoa; Arthropoda; Insecta; Hymenoptera; Apidae. The coding region runs from base 1 to 2442 and encodes 813 amino acids.